This is a messenger RNA of Catharus ustulatus (Swainson's thrush), 2811 nucleotides long. RefSeq names its product G protein-coupled receptor 182 (gene ACKR5). Gene Ontology annotation, cellular component: membrane. Gene Ontology annotation, biological process: G protein-coupled receptor signaling pathway. Bases 16 to 1281 code for a protein of 421 amino acids. The transcript has 2 exons. The record is from RefSeq and is a predicted model, not a curated record. NCBI's taxonomy places the organism in Eukaryota, Metazoa, Chordata, Aves, Passeriformes, Turdidae. Gene Ontology annotation, molecular function: G protein-coupled receptor activity.
CUGGGCUGUCUCAGGAUGUUGCACCACGACGGUCAUUUCCUGCCCAGCAAGCGGCCACCAAGCCCACCCGAGCUCCGUGCCCAGAGCGCAAGAGCUGCGGAGGCGAGAGGAUCCCCCCGCUCCCGACCAGCCCCUGCUCAGCCGCCGGCUGCCCAGUUCAGUGCCCUCCCUUUCCCUGCAGCCACCAGGAUGGCCGAGGUGACCACAGGCCCCAUGGAGACACGCACUGUCCCGAGCGAGUACGAGGACUACCACAACCUGACCGAGCUGUUCCACCUCAUCAACCACACCUACACCUACUGCGAGUUCAGCCUGGAUGAGAACAUCAAGAGGGUGAUUCUCUUCAUCCUCUACCUGGUCAUCUUCGUGGUGGGCUUGGUGGAGAACCUCCUGGUCAUCUGGGUCAACUGGCAGACACGGGGCAGCAAGAACUUGGUCAACCUGUACAUCAUCAACAUGGCCAUCGCUGACCUGGGGGUGCUGCUCUCGCUGCCCAUCUGGAUGCUGGAGGUGAUGCUGGAUUACACCUGGCUCUGGGGCAGCUUCCUCUGCCGCUUCACCCACUACUUCUACUUCGCCAACAUGUAUGCCAGCAUCUUCUUCCUCACCUGUCUGAGCGUGGAUCGCUACGUGACCCUCACCAGCUCCUCCCUCUUCUGGCACCGGCACCAGCACCGCGUGCGCUGCGUGGUCUGCGCCUGCAGCUGGGUCCUGGCCGCCACCAUCCCCGUCCUGGAGGUGGCUCACAUGCAGCUGGUCCACACCGUGGAGCCCAUCUGCAUCUUCAUGGCCCCUUUUGAGACCUACGACGAGUGGGCUCUGGCGGUCAGCUUGGCCACCACCACCAUCGGUUUCCUGAUCCCGUUCCCCAUCCUCGCGGUGUUCAACGCGCUGACGGCGCGCUUCAUCCGGCGCACCAAGCCCGAGAGCCGCAAGCACUGCCUGCUCAUCUACGCCUACAUCGGGGUGUUCCUGCUCAGCUGGCUGCCCUUCCACGUCGUGCUGACGCUGCUCACCCUCGAGGGCAACCACAUCGUCCUGGACUGCACCUUCGCCCAGUUCCUCUACUUCUUCUACGACAUCAUCGACUGCUUCACGCUGCUCCACUGCGUCGUCAACCCCAUCCUCUACAACUUCCUCAGCAAGAAUUUCCGCAGCCAACUCGUCUCUGCCGUGGUCAAGUACAUCCCGAAGGACCACCGUGGUCAGCAGGGCGCCGGCAACUCCUCCAGCACGCAGCACUCCAUAGUGAUCGCAAAGGACAACAGCCCUCCCAACUAAGGGGGUUGGACUCUCCCAGUCUCCGUCCUGGUGGCUCCCUGGGGAGAGCAGGAUGGAUUUUCCUGUUGCUGAGGACACAAUUUGCUUGGGCACAGCCCUUCUUGGCUGGGCACCUCCCCGUGGCAGGAGGAGGUGUCAGGUUUGAGGAGAGCUGGGAGCUACGGACAUCUUGGCUCUGGAGUACUGUUCCAGAGAAAGAAUAAGAUAGAAAGAAAGGAUAAGAUAAAAUUAUAUUCCCUGUUUGACAAGUGAAACCUUUGCAAUAAUAACGCCUGUUACCCCACUCAGUGUCUGGCAGAACUCAGCCCCGAGAUCAGAUCCCCACCCUGCCCCAAGCUGUGGGGUUGGAGUGCAUGCUCUGCCCCGUCAUGGGCAUCCCCAAACUGUCCCUGACCCCCGGCACGGCACUGCCUGGUGAGUGCCAUCCCGAGUGGGAGAGAAGGAAUCAUCCCUUUGGAGCACAAACCUCCCCUCACCAUGCCCAGCAGUGUCCAGAGCCUGAUUGUUGAGAGAUGAAGGUGAAGCAGCUGCAGGGGCUGAGCAGGGCACAGACCUGAGAGGAGGAGCAGUUUAGAUUUGAGAUCAGCCACUCCUUCAGAGCAAUUUUGCAAACCCAGUGGUAAAUUAGUGAUGGCUAAACUGGGUUUGACUGGGAAGGGCUGCUCCAGACUGACUUUGGGUCCUCCAUCCUGUGAACUCCAGCCUCCUCUGGAGCAUCCCCUGGCAGGUUUUUAUGACCACUGGGUGCAUUUUUCAACUCCAGCAGGCUCCAACAGCCCUUCCCCUUCCACCAAAGUCCCCGUGGGAGCACAAGCAUGUGCAGAAAACCUUGGAGCUGGAGCAAGGGCUGGGUUUGUGCUGUGCAAGGAACUGGAGCAUCCGGAGAAAGUUCAUCCUUGUCUGAACCCUGAUCUCUGUCACGUGCUGCAGGUCGAGCCCUCGCUGGGGGAAGGUGACAGAGCCCAUAAAUCCACCAGAGGCCUUGAGCUGCUCGAGGAACACAUCACAAAAAAAAAAGCAAAGCAUAAGCAGUUCUGGGGACAGGAUGCUGGUGCAGGGGUGGGAGCAGGAUGUCCCAGGAGAAGCCCAUGACCAGGGGUUAGGAUGGAUACGGGGUUAUCGUGGGGCUGGCUGGGAAAGCUCUGCCAGUUCCAGGGGUCCCUGAUGGGGUAAAACCCUAAAAUAUCUCAGGGUUCUUCUGCAGGGAGGCUCCUCUGUAUCCCAGGACAUGAGCACUGAGGGAACAAUCCCAAUGAACAGAAACUCUGGGAAGGUUCCAGCCCCUCCUCAGGAUUCCCUGCUCAGCAGCAGGAACAGCAGCUCAGGCUGUUCCCCUUUCUCUAUUCCUCACACCUGUGAGCACAGAACCCCAGGGGCUGUGAGACCCCAGGCUGAGAGCUGCACUCACAGGACCCCAUCACCUUCAUUCCCUGAUCCUGAGCUUCUCUUUGCUAAUUCCCUCCCAUUUCCAAUGAAGAAAUGCAUGAUAAAUACACAACCAGCCAUUCACCAAGGCAAAAAUACAUUCAA